AUGGGUCGCAAAAAGCGAAAAGCCGUCGUUGAACCGGAACCAGCGGAGGCGGUUUCCAAUCCGUCCAUUGAGAUUAAUAAUAAUAACAAUAAUAUGCCCAUUCCAAAGGCAGCCAUUCCCCGGAAACAAAGUCAGCCAGCAGUGAUAGCUCCUGAUCCCGUAAAGGAAGAACCCAGAGAAGAAAAGGCCUCGGGAUACGCUAUGAAAGCUCAUGGUGCAGAAAUUAUUGACGAAGAGAUUUAUGUGUCGGAUGGAUCCGAAGAUGAAGAAGAGCAACCAGAAAUGCUAUUGGUGGGAGCCAGGAUGGGCGUCAUGCGCAAAGGAAUUCAUCGUCAAAUGUUGGUUCAACCCAAUCGACAAUGGACUCGCAAAAAUGAACAAGUCGAGGAUGCAAAAGAAGAUGAUGACGAGGCGGAGAAAAAGCGACUCAAGGAGCAGGAAGAAGAGUUGGCCAAUUUGGAUCCCGCCCAACGAGCCGCUAGACUUUUGGUGGAAAAACAACGCAAAUUGGAAGAAGCCAAAGAAAAUGCCCGCCGCUUGGAAAGUGAAGAAAAUGCGGGUCGGGACCCCUGUCUCUUUUCCAAGCGUACCGCCUUUGACAUUCGCUUUGAUCAAAUUGAUGACAAACCCUGGACACGAGGUGACGACACUGACUUUUUCAAUUACGGUCUCACAGAAGAAGAUUGGUUGGAAUAUUCUCAACAGCAGUUAAUGAUUCGUCAAGAACUUACUGAUGCCAGUCGCCAACGACGGGCACCUGAUCCAACUCUGGUUCCAGUGACACCCAAAGCGCCCUCCAAACAACAACCCAAGGUGGCUGUUGCAACCUCGGAUUCCAGCCAGGCGGAUGACGACGAAGGGGUGGGUGGUAGUGAUGGUGGUGGUACGGGUGGCGUAGUAGGCCCCGUCUUGGUGAAAAAGGAACUCCUCGAAGCAAAGCAAGCGGAGGCUACGAGUAGUAGCGGACCCAAGCAACCGGAGAAAAAGGAUAUUGAAGUUGGUGUCGGUGGUGCCUGGGGCGCCGGAGCGGCGCCUGGAUCUGUCCUUGCUAAAUUGAUUGAAGAACAAGAAAAGAAAUUGGCCGGACCUGCGGACGAUGAUUCGCACAUGGGUAGUUCUUACGAUGGCCGUAGUAUCUCCAGCAAAUCGAGAUAUAGUAGUCGGAAUCAGUCGCCGUUUUCAAAACCUCCAGAGACUGUUAGUAGGUGGCAGCAACAACAUCCCGGUAGCAACAGCGACAGCAACAGCUAUUACGGUGGUGGCAGCAUUGGUGGCACUCCCCAGUACCAGCAAGCACCACCGCCACAUCAUCAUCAAUUACCACCACCCCCACCACCUCCUCCCCAACAACAGCAACGGUUUGAUCCACGAGGUCGUGGAGGAGGAAGAGGAUACUAUGACGGUGGUGGUGGUGGCAGAGGACGAGGCCGUGGAUACAUGGGUGGUGGUAGAGGAAGAGGUGGACGAGGGGGUGGACGAGGUUAUUACAACGAUGGUGGUGGUGGCCGAGGCGGUCCAUAUGGUGGUGGUGGCGGUGAUUCGUAUCAUCGCAAACGUCCUCGAGACAACUAUGACGACAGUGGAGGUAGAGGAUGGAGACGGUGA
Cylindrotheca closterium is the source of this 1605-nucleotide messenger RNA. The record is from the annotation of a GenBank genome assembly. NCBI's taxonomy places the organism in Eukaryota, Bacillariophyta, Bacillariophyceae, Bacillariales, Bacillariaceae.